Molecule: messenger RNA, 1941 nt
Organism: Misgurnus anguillicaudatus (oriental weatherfish)
Lineage: Eukaryota; Metazoa; Chordata; Actinopteri; Cypriniformes; Cobitidae
Gene: lgals3a
Product: lectin, galactoside binding soluble 3a
Biological process (GO): neutrophil chemotaxis; negative regulation of endocytosis; positive regulation of calcium ion import
Cellular component (GO): cytoplasm; immunological synapse; nucleus
Molecular function (GO): laminin binding; disaccharide binding; IgE binding
Source: RefSeq, a predicted model, not a curated record
UCUUUCCAUACUAUUUAGUGGUCAUGGUGUUUUCAACCACGCCAUUGAAAACGCUGAAUGUUCUGGUUGUCGCAUCACUUCCUGACCUGUGUAGAGUUUAGUAAUUUGACUUUCGGAUUUCAGGCGACAGGAGCUGGAACCGUUCAGAAGCCCAAAUCUUUAUACCGUAGGGCCUGAUCCAGUUAAGGCCAUGGCAGAAUUUUCGCUUGCUGACGCCAUUGGGGAUGACGUUCCUAGUGAAGCGUCGAAAACUAAGCACACCAAUCCGUCAGCUCCUGGACACGGUGCUCCACCUCCCACCAAUCCUGGCUGGCCUGGUGUGGCCCCUGGUGGCCCUCAGUACCCAUCCUCAGGAGGCACUGCCCCCCCAACAGGACCUUCUGGCUAUCCUCCGACUGGGCCGUCUGCCCCUGGCUCUUUUCCUCCAGGCCCCGGAGCCCCGGGCCAAUACCCCGGAGCCCCGGGGCAGUUCCCCGGAGCCCCAGGCCAGUACCCCGGAGCCCCGGGCCAAUUCCCUGGAGCCCCAGCUGCCCCAGGUGGAUACCCUCCAGGUCCAGGUGUUCCUGGACAGUUCCCCCCCAACCCUGGUGCUCCAGGACAGUUUCCUUCCAUGCCAGGUCAAUUCCCACCAGGUGGUGCGCCCAUGCCAUACCCCGUUCCUGGACAGUUUCCCUCCACACCUGGAGCUCCACAGGGGGCAUACCCAAAUGUGCCUUACCCACAAGGUCCUGCUGGGCCUGGCAUGUACGGUCCGGGGGGCCCUGGUGCCUUUCCCCCAGAUGGAGGACCAGGAUAUGGUGGAGGAAUGUUUCCCCCAAUACCCCAAGGCUCCUGGGGUCCACCUGGAGGGAACUUUCCUGCACAGCCUCAGCCUGGCCCACCAGGAGGCUACGGACCUGGGCCCAUGGGACCAUACGGUGGACCCGCUGCUCCAGGUGGAAUGAUGCAAGUGCCCUAUGAUCUUCAACUGCAUGCAGGGAUAAUGCCAGGCCUCGUGAUCACUAUAGUGGGAGAGCCAGUACCAGGAGCAAACAGGUUUAAUGUAGAUUUCAUGCGGGGCGGUGAUGUGGUUUUCCAUUUUAACCCUCGUUUCCAUGAACACACCAUCGUGCGAAACUCACUUCUUGGGGGCUGCUGGGGUCCAGAAGAGAGGGAGGGAGGCUUUCCAUUUAUUCAGGGCAGACAGUUUGAGCUGAAGAUCCUGGUGGAGAAUGAUGGCUUUAAGGUUGCCGUGGACGGCGUUCAUCAGCUGGAGUAUGAGCACAGAACCGGUGGAUUUGAAGAUGUCACUCGUCUGCACAUAAACGGAGAUGUCACCCUAUUUAGUGCUGCGCCCAGUAUGAUCUAACACAAUCCUGAGAGAGAUUAGACAAUGUGGAGUGAAACAUUAUGCGUUUUUGAAAAGUAUUAUCUAACAAAAGUGGAAAAGAUCUUAGUUCUAGAAGUUAUUAUGAUUGCAACACUCAUGCACACACACAUACAUGCAUACAUACACUACAGAUGUCUUUCCCACCUGUAUUUCCGGUGGAUAUUAACAGGGGGUAUAUGAUGUGUACCAUUUCAGCCUCACCUGUUUUUUCUUAGUUGCUUAUUCAUUUUAAAAUCAUCAACAAUUUUGCAUGCAUACCAAAAUACAACGUUAUGUGUGCGUGUAUGUAUAUAUUACAUAAAUAUACACACACACACACACACACACAAUAAAUGCAUAUGAGUGUGCCUAUGAGAUCUCAGUUUUAAGACAAACGGCCUGUGGUUAAAUGAGAUCAUAAACUUUUUCAGGAAACAGCAGACAAGAGCUGUAACACUGUGCUGAAUUAGAUCGAAUCUAAAUGGCUGAAGUAACUCUUUAUUUGAAAUAAAUAUUUGAGAAUGUUAAUUAUUUUGAAUAAAAUCUUGUUCAGUAAUGGUGUCUGAAUAAAUGAUGUAAUACCCCUGUGGAAA